UUUCGAAUUUUCCCUGUCUCUGUCUCACUGGUUCGGAAUUUUAUGAAUCAUCUUUAAAUUUUUCGUUUGUAAGGAGUAAUUUCAAUCUCUCUCUCUCUCUCUCUCUCUCUCUCUCUCUCUCUCUCUCUCUCUUUUAUCUUAUGGUUUCUCUUCCUCAUUUAUUGGUCGAGGUAAAUUUGGUUCACAACGAUAUCAAUGAAUAAUUGAAAUUUAUAUCAAUCAUGAACGGAGCUUCGAGACGUUUGCAGUUAUUGAUGUGUUCGAAGCACUAUAUUCGAGGCAGAUUCAUAUUCGUGACGCCCGGAGGAGGGAUCCGUCAACCUCAACACCGCAGUAGUGAAGAAGGAGGCAAGGCAGGCGUUGGUGUAGACAGCGAGGAGUCAACCUUCUGCAAAAUUUUCAUCUUUUGCCUCGUCCAAAACAUCAGGAUCUCAAUGCCUCAUUCCCCCAAAACAUCUCUGCAAUACUAAUCUCUCCGUUCAAACAUCAGCCGGUGAGGUAAUAGACUACUAGACGUGAGAGUUGGUUCACUUCUCGUCUAGUGUCUCCUGAAAAGCGCCAUCAGUGAGUCCCUCGUCAUGGCUCAGUCUAGUCGGUGGUUGCUGGUGGUGUAUGGGGUCAUCUGUGUGAGUGUGAGGUCCUCUGUUGCCUUGUCUGAUCCUCCGGGCGGUGUAGUGGCGGUUGACUCCCUCCUGAAGGCGAUAGACGAAGCUAAAGGAGACCUAGGAAGGAGGAAGGAUAUGGAGGAGGGUCGACUAGGAAUAACUACUAGCAUGGAGGAUGACCGAUCAGAGGAAAGAACUAGGAUGGAGGAUGAACGACCAGGAACAGAUAUCAACCUCGAAAAGAAAAGCUCCAAAACAGAAGAGGAGUGUGAGGACGAGGAGCAUGGUAGUGGUGGUCGUAUUGUUCAGUCAAGGACGCCCUUCUGGGAGCCAACGGACGACGGCGACAAAAUGCACGAGUUCCACGAGUGUCAGGGAGGCAUGAUACCGUGUAAGUCGUCUCGGGGGUGUUACUACCCAGAGGAGGAAUGCAACAGUGUCGUCAACUGCCCCGACGCUUCUGAUGAGGCCAGCUGUACGUGUCGCCGCCUUAUUAUAUCAGACCGAAUCUGUGACGAUGUACCAGACUGUCCGGAUUUCUCAGACGAAUUGGGCUGUUUUGGAUGUUUGGAGGGACAGCUGUGGUGUGUGAAGGACCUCAAGCCUGUGUGUGUUACUCCUGAGCAGAGGUGUGACGGUCACCCUCACUGUGACGGCAACGAGGAUGAGAACUUCUGCAGGAGGCUCUCGCUGAAGCAGGUGGACUCUUCGAAUUCUAUGAUCAUCCGUCAGCGAGGCUUCCUGCAGGUGAAGAGGGGAGGUCAGUGGAUGGCUCUCUGUGGUCACCUUAAAGAGAGAGAUAUAUUAAUGAAUGAGAUACAUAACCUAUGUGACGAGAUCGUUGGGGAGAAGAGAGUUGGGACGGACGCACUCAAGUUUAUGGCGUUUGGUCUUGAUGUGUCACAAGGAGAAAAGAAGUGGGCACAUAUCGACCCUCACACGCAAGAGAUGAUCGUCUCUGACAGCUGCCAAUCUGGUCUGGGUGUGUACGUGACCUGUGGUGACCCAACCUGCGUCAACAACAUGAGCUUCGAACGUUUCCGCAGAGACCUGGGUCGCGUCAGGAGGGAACACAGCUAUGGUAAGAAGAUCGUGAACGGUACUGAGGCCAAGGGUGACGUGUGGCCCUUCAUGGUAGCUGUCAUGAGGAAUGGCCUUGUGGACUGUGGCGCCUCGCUUAUCUCCUCUGACUGGAUUCUUUCAGCUGCUCACUGCUUCACUCGCCACUGGUCAGACCUGUUCGAGAUUCAGGUAGGGAUGGUGCGCCGUGGCUCUUGGUCACCCUUCGAGCAGACAGCCAUAGUAGCCCACGUUUUCACCCACGAGAGUUACUACAACAAACACCUCUAUAACGACAUAGCCCUCGGCAAGCUCCUCAAACCCAUCCAGCUCAACAGGUGGGUAAGACCCGUGUGUUUAUCCAACGACCUGCAGCUCCCAAGCGGUGGAGCACUGUGCACUGUGGCUGGUUGGGGCGCCAUCAGUGAGGGAGGUGACGCCUCUGAAUACCUACGACAGGUGACAGUACCCGCCAUGGACGCCUGCCCACCCGUAGCACAGGUACAGGAGGACCAGGCAUUUUGUGCUGGCUACCCCUGGGGAGAACUGGAUUCCUGUAAUGGGGAUUCUGGUGGACCAUUGAUGUGUUUAGAGUACGGUAAGUGGGUACAGUCAGGUGUGGUGUCCUUCGGGGUGAGUGGCUGUGCAAGAGCGGAAGCACCCGGCGUCUACACCCGUGUGUCUUACUACCUCCCGUGGAUACAAGAGAAGCUAGACACCAUGAAGGACGUGGCCAACCUCCCAACACACUCUCAGCCCACCAACUGUAAGGGCCUCUUCUGUUACCUCAAGAUAGGCUCCUGUAUACCCCGCACUAGAAUGUGUGACGGCAUGGUCGAGUGUUACGAUACAGAGGACGAGAUCUCCUGUCCAGAGUACAAUCAACAUUUUGGCGAGACCGGGAUCGACUGCACGAAGAACCCUCACCUGUGUACCGACUCCACUACAGACGAGACAGAGUACGUAUACACGGAUGAUGCCAAUUACGUCACGGAUGAUGCCAAUUACGUCACGGAUGAUGCCUAUUACGUCACGGAUGAUGCCUAUUACAUCACGGAUGAUGACAAUUACGUCACGGAUACGAUAGCGAAUUACGUGGCUGUCAUCGAAGACGACGACAAUUAUCUGACGGUAGAAACAGCCUUAACCCCAGAUAACCUAAAGACCUCUACUGACUCAAGCAACUUCGUCACCUCACAGGAAUUCGUUUCGAGGUCAAAUAUAUCCAAGGAACCUCAUGUCAAUUCCUCCCAACUAUCUGAAGAGGAGGAACAGGUCUCAGGGACGCCCACUCCUGCUGUAGGACCCGGGUACAGCAGGAGUUACAAAGGAAGUCCUAACUGUAGUAAUUCUGGCAUCCCAAUUAAGUUACCUGGUCAAGAGGUACAUUGUUCGAAGGAAGAAUUCACCUGUUUAGACAUGCCUCAGUGUUUACCCUGGGAUGUGGUGUGUGAUGGGAUCCGCCACUGUCGCGACGGAACGGAUGAGAUUGGAUGCUCUUGUUACGAUCGUCUCAUUAACUUUCGGGAGGACCUCGAUUGUGACGGCUAUUACGACUGUUUUGACUUAAGCGACGAGCGUUGUGAUCUCUGCAGGGGACACUUUCUGUGUCCGAGGAGCCGCAGCUGUAUCCCUUACGACCUGGUGUGUGAUACGAAGCCCGACUGUCGAUAUGGCGAGGAUGAACUGACGUGUAUUGGACUCCAGCGUGAGCCAGGAGUGUUAGAUUACGACAAGUUCGGUCAGCUCGAGUCUCGGUCAGAAGGCACACUGAUUCUCAAGUCUGGCGCCACCUGGAACUCACUCUGUAUCGACAAAGUACCUGAUGAGAUUGGCCCCCGAGUGUGUAGUUACCUGGGCUAUAGCAAAUUGGCCAGCCUGACGUACACUGAAGCAACCAAUAACGAACAGGAAGCACCUCGGUCCUUCAGUGCCGUGAGAGUCAAAAAUGUUCACAGAAAUGUUACCAACUUCCGAGACUUGGGGCAAACUAAGGCGCCCCACAGGAGGUCCCUAAGUGACCAGAACAGUAGUAGGAACAGUUGGCCGAUGCAACUGAAGAAAUACCUGGAUGAUAACAGCAGCGACAACCCCGGAGAGCUGGAGUUCUUGAGGGACUUGGGGAAAUUAUCAGAGAGACCCAGGCGAAGAGUUUGUCGGCAGGUGAAGUUGAGCUGCGAGCAGGAGGCGUGUGGGAAGGUCCCCCUCUACUACUUGGACAAAAACACCCCCGUCUGGAUGCAAGGUGGUGUGCCCUGGGCUGGUAGUGUGUACGUGGAUGGCGUCUACACCUGCGGCUCCACACUCGUCCAUCCUUAUUGGGUCCUUACCUCCAGCACCUGCAUGAAGGGGGUCAACUUGUCAUCGUCGUCAGUAUCUGUGGUGAUGGGGUCCUGGAGGGAGGUAGGAUGGCCUACCAGACUAUGGACCGGACACGAACACGACCGCCGCGUGAUUUACCUACAGCAGGUGACCAACACGUACAUCAUGGUGCUGAGACUGGAGGAUAGGAUGCCCAAGACGCCUUAUAUCAACCACCUCUGUCUCCCCACCGAAGGGAUGACGAACCUGAAGAGUGGCAGUAGGUGUAGUGUAGCAGGGAGGUACCGGGACCGACUCACUUACGGCGUCGCCUUUAGUAAUGCUCAAGACUGUCCCGACCACCACUUCUGUCCCCUGGAUUAUGAGGACGAUAAUCUUCCCUGUAUGAGAUCGUGGGCGGGGGUGAUAGCCUGUCAAUUCACCGAGGGGAUCAAUCCGACGUGGGUGGGCGUGGGUAUGUGGGCGUACGAGGAGCCGGUGGACAACUGCACUGUCGCCCAUCACGCCCGCCAUCCAUUGUUUACUGAGGACAUAAUAUAUGGGAUAAGGAAGCUGGUUGAGAGCUACACACCUGGUGAGACGGCCAAGUGUGUCGGGGUCAGGUGUGUGACGGGGUUGUGUGUGGGUCAGGAGGGGAUGUGUGAUGCUGAGCUGAGCUGCCCUGACCUGACGGAUGAGCCUCCAAACUGCCCCAACCCCUUGACCAUGUGCCAGCCAAGCGAAGAGGAAGGACUGUGUGUAUGCCCCAAGGGAGGAGUGCCAUGCGGGGACGGAGCGUGUAUUCCCGCCCAUAAGAUCUGUGACGGAGAGCCUGAUGCUGCUGACGAGACCAACUGUGUGUGCUGUAGGCACCUGAUAGGGAGCGAUCCAGUCAAGGUGUGUGACGGCCACGUGGAUUGUGCUGAUCAGAGUGACGAGGCGUCCUGUGGGUGUGAACCUGCCAAGGACUGGUUCAGGUGCUACAGAUCGCAUCCUCCAUCAUGCGUGUCGGUGGAUGUGAUGUGUGACAGUAAGGAGGACUGUUCUGAAGGUGAAGAUGAACAGCACUGCCUCGCUCUCUCCCCGGCCAUCCUAGUGACUGAAGAUGUUCUCAAGAUACCAGAGAGGCGACCUGUGGGGUAUCUGAUGGUGCGGCUGAAUGGUACUUGGUUCACCUACCUGUACGAGAUGUGGCAGACGAGGUUCUCCCACCUGGUGUGUCUACAGCUGCAGUACUACAAGGCGAGCGUCACAGAGGCCAGAAAUCUUGAUCUCCGUAUGGUGAGCCAGGCGUCGAGGUCUCUCUUGUCUGGCAAUGUGUAUAAGGAGCUCCUCUUCAGCCGGAGUCGCCCCUCAGAUCCAGCCAAUAACCACACUGUUGUUUUUAUCGAGUGUAUGGAGGAAGACCCUAAAAAUGGCAACACUAAAUGAGUUACAGGUGUUAUCCCCCUAAAUGAGUUGCAGGUGUUAUCCCCCUAAAUGAGUUGCAGGUGUUAUCCCCCUAAAUGAGUUACAGGUGUUAUCCCCCUAAAUAACACAAUUGUUACCCCCAAAAUAUUGACAGGUGUUAACCCUCAAAACCUUAGUCACCUCAGAUGUUCUGGUAGUUGACUUUGCCUCGACAGGUGUUUGUUUACUCAGGAUUAAUACAUCAAAACGGCUAAGUAGUUUGACAUGUCGGUUUAAACCAUAGUAUAUAAUCUGCCUUAACUACGGUUGUCAUUAAACAUUACUUUAUUGCGAGUUAUACUUUUAACUUGUAGUUUUUUGAUGGUGUAAACUUUUAGAUAAAUUACCUUGAAAGUUUUAUUAAAUUUAUGAAUGUUGGUAAAAAUUCAAAAUGUUUCAGAAAGAUUAG
This is a messenger RNA of Homarus americanus (American lobster), 5823 nucleotides long. RefSeq names its product serine protease nudel-like (gene ndl). Gene Ontology annotation, cellular component: plasma membrane. The record is from RefSeq and is a predicted model, not a curated record. Gene Ontology annotation, biological process: proteolysis. Lineage: Eukaryota; Metazoa; Arthropoda; Malacostraca; Decapoda; Nephropidae. Bases 579 to 5396 code for a protein of 1605 amino acids. Gene Ontology annotation, molecular function: protein binding; serine-type endopeptidase activity. The transcript is spliced from 25 exons.